Molecule: messenger RNA, 1134 nt
Organism: Fusarium musae
Lineage: Eukaryota; Fungi; Ascomycota; Sordariomycetes; Hypocreales; Nectriaceae
Exons: 3
Coding region: 1-1134 (377 amino acids)
Molecular function (GO): heme binding; oxidoreductase activity, acting on paired donors, with incorporation or reduction of molecular oxygen; iron ion binding
Source: RefSeq, a predicted model, not a curated record
AUGUCGUUGCUUGAUGCUCUAGACUCGUCGUCCACGAGGAUCUUGUUAGGAUGUCUUUUAUUAGCAGGCAUCGCCUACACCCUCUACCGCUCAAUGCUACCCCGUCCCUUAGCGGACAUCCCCUACAACGUCUCAGCGACCAAUCGUAUCCUGGGCGAUCUCCCCGACGUCAAGGCAUUCGGGAGCUUGACCGACUGGUUAGCGACGCAGGCUGUUCAACACCAAUCACCGUUAUUCCAGGCUUUUAUCCGCCCUUUUGGGAAGCCGUGGGUUGUUGUCGCUGAUCAUUAUGAGGCCGCUGAGAUUUGCACGCAUCGGGUGAAGGAGUUUGAUAGAGGGACGUCGAGCACUGCUAUUUUUCAUUGUGUUGUGCCCCGGGCGCAUAUCACGCUUACGAGUUCGGAUCCGCAGUUUAGGAAGAAUAAGGAGCUUGUGAGGAAUUUGAUGACGCCGUCGUUUUUGUCAGAGGUAUCUGCGCCUGAGAUUUAUGACAAGUUUUCUCGCCUAAUUGAGCUCUGGGGUAUGAAGACUGAGUACGCUAAUGGUCAGUUCUUCUCAGCCUCAAAGGAUGUACACAACGCCGCGCUUGAUAUCAUCGUAUGCGCAGCUUUUGGCCUGGACACUCAGCAUACCCAACUAGUCAAAGAGAUCCAAGAGCUCACUCCAGACAAUGACACCACAUCAAGCAAGACCGACGGCGAAGUUGCGUUCAAAGAACUCCCCCUCAAUGAAGAGCUCAACGCCUUAGCUACUGUCGCUGAGAGCGUCGCCAAGAUCAUCAAGACGCCUUCUCCGCCACUAUUCCACUGGAUGUAUCGAACCUUUUCGGCGAAACUAAAGAACGCCUUUGUCCUUACCAAGCAGUUACAGGAUCGGGAGAUCGCAAAUGGUAUCAAGAGAAGAGCGAAUGGAGAGGCUAUGAAGUGUGCGCUCGAUGAGAUCUCUGUUCGUGAAGAGGCGCUGGCAAAGAAGGAGGGGAGAGAGCCUGACUACUACUCUCAGGUGAUCACUAGUGAAUUAAUGACCUACCUCAUCGGCGGUCAUGAAACAACCUCCUCAGCUGUGCGAUGGGGCCUGAGCUAUCUCAGUGUCGAGCAAAGAGCUCAGUCCGAACUUCGCAACGCGCUUCAAUAA